CACAGGGCGUAGGAUUUUCAACAUUCUGCAGAAACAGAUUCAUCGUACAGAUUACUUAAUACAGAUGCACGCCACAUUCUUCUUUAGAUUUAUCGUUCUGUAUUCAGGAUAGACGAUAGACACUUUAACCACUAGCAACUUUGUUACUUUUUCAAAUCACUCGGAUGUACUGAAGUGACGAGUCGGUCACGUCACUUGUCGACAAAAAACAUUACUUUUCUCCACUAAUACGUCGUAACAUUGUCUAACUGCUAAUAACUUUUACAAUCACUGACCCUUAUUAUAAAGAUCAGUUCCACUGUUACACAAACUAGAUACUGCCAGAUAAGCAGAAAGCAUCACAUUUAACACAUCAUCCAUUGGUGUGAUUUUCACGUCACGUCCAAAGAUGCACUAUGUUAUUAUAAAUACGUAAAUGGGUGCCGUUUUCGAAGAUCUCGAUGUAUAUUUCCACCAUCAGCAGCACCAGAUACGCUGAGAAUACCGUCACUCCUGUCCAAGUCUUAUUCUUGGGGUUACUAUAACAAAAUCUUGAACUUCUUUCCAUCUUAACAAGAGAUUUGGUAAUGAGCUCUUUGGCUUUGAAUCAAGGCCAGAGCUGUUUAUUUAUAGCAUGACUCGUGUGCGUAGAUUGUUACAGGUUAAAAGGGGUGAAUAGGUUUGGAGGGGGAUUAAACUAAAACUUAUCAUUGAUAAUAAGCUGUAAUUAAUAAUUAAUAUUCAAACAAUGGGGAUGUAGACCAGUUUUUAAGGUAGGUUUGAAGAAGAAAAAAAACAUUUUUUUACUGCCACAAUUUUCUUUAAGCACGAUCCGUAUGAUGGCUGAAGUUUAUUUGUUAGAGCUUAUUCUGUUUCCUGAAUUUCUUUAUAAAAAUUGCCGUUCUGUUAUUUGAUUAACGUCCCUGUUGUUCAAACCUGAGCUGCGAAUUUUAUUAGUUAGUAUUAGUAGAGCCACUUCCGAAAUAACUAUAAUAUUACUUUAAAUACUAGCUCUAGGCCAUCCGAAAGCAACAGAUGGCAUCGACCAAGCCGCCAUGUUGGAUGCGUUAGUCCUGGACCCCAAUUCCGCUAUUUACAAGUGCCGAUUAAUGUAUGCCAAUUGGAUUAAAUUUAACACUGUUCUUAUUCUCCUAAGCAUUUUGCCAAACUUGGAUCCGUAAACAGCCUCACGGAUUUAUUAGUAGUAGUUGUUAAAGUUAUUGUGCGAAGACCCUCUGUCGCGCCUCAAGCUACUAUCCCUUACCCUCUUGAAACUCGCUUCGAAACGUAGUAAAAGGGAGGAACAGGAAAAAAAAUCUCUACUUGUAAAAUCCCUUGUAUCCAUUUUAGUCAUUACUUAUUCUUAUCUGCAUUAUUCUAUACAUUAUUAAAGGUUUAAUUACCUUUACAGGGAUUAAUUUCCAAUACAUAAUAAAUAAGUGCCGGAGGGCGAAAAGGGUGGAGGAUGUAAUUAUAUUAAACUCUUUUUAAUAACAGCCGAGCUCAAUUAUACUAAGAAAUAAAAACUUAUUAAAUAUUGCUGUGAUAUAAUAAUUACACAAGCGGAGACAACUGGAUAUUAAGAGUGAGCGCGCACUACGUGCAAAGUUUUGGAGACGCUUUUGUGGAUAUUGAUCGCUGUUGCUAUUUACACAUCUUUGUCACUGUUAAUAUUCUACGUUUGCGGCCUUAUUGUUCCCGAAAACAGAACGUACCUAUGCAUUUCUUUUCAGAUUUUGAUAAUAAUUCACGGUAUAAAGGUAACCUAGCUACGUGUAAAGUGUCCCCGUGUACAACUUUAAAAAGGACCGGGUCCCUUCCUGUGAAGUUAUCCCGCGAAAAUAUAUAAAAUAAACAUAUGAUGCAAAAGAGGCAGAUUCAUAUUGUUAUUAUAGCUGGGUGAUCCUCAUAAAGUCACCUGACGAGUUCCUAUCCUAGGUGUAAAAUAUAGUGUGCGCUGUUCCUAAUGCGGACUAAGAAUUCAACCAACUCUGUAAUUUUCUGAGGUUUGUAUUUAUUCAUACACUUUCAUAUAAUUACGAAUAUCUGUUUUACUGUACCUACGUCGAUUUGUAUCACAAGGAAUUGUUAGUCGGCAGCGAGAUGACGUCUUUAUUUAAGAAAUAUUGUUUCGGGAGAAAGAAGCAGAAUGAACGAGUGUAUGGCGUGGAAGACUACGACGAAUCCUAUGUGUCGACUAAGAAAGUGUUAAAUUGGGUCUUCAUCCGGAUGACGCACAAUAUAUCGGAGAAAACCACUAAGUUUUGGGACAUGGUGUACUGGUUCGAGAUGGCGAACCUGAUGUGCGCGGCGCCCUCAGAGCUGGUCAGCAUGAUGACCACGGCCUACGAGGCGCAGACCUUCCGCGACUCCAUCAAGGUGUUCCGCAUGAUGCCCUGCUUUGGAUGCGUCGUCUUAGCGAUGGUGAAAUCAGUAAAGAUGGUGCUGCACCGGCCAGUGUUCGAGAACCUGGUGACGGAGCUGCGCGGCAUGUGGCCCAAGGGUGAGGUCACGGAGGAGGAGCAUCUCAUCAUCAGCCGAGCACUCAAACAGCUCAACUUCAUCGUCAAAGGGUACUACUGGUGUAACAACGCGCUGCUGAUCAGUUUCCUGUGCCCGCCGUACUUUGUGACGCUGGCGCGGUACCUGGGGCACGACGGACCAAUGGGCCUGCACUUCCUGUACUGGCUGCCGUACGACCCCUACCGCCCUGGGUAUUACGAGUUCACGCUCGUCUUACAGACCUGGCACGCGCUGGUAGUGAUCUGGUGCAACGUGGCGUGGGACAUCCUGUUCUGCACGUUCCUGUGCCACAUCACGACGCAGUUCGACCUGCUGGCGCGCCGCGUCUCCCGCCUCUUCCACGUCACCGUGGAUCACCAGCUCGUCACCUCUUAUCCACUUGCUGCCAUAAGUGCCGAUCUAGUGCGCUGUGAAGGCGAGGGCAUCGGCUCGUACAGCCACCAGCACUGGGACCUCAGACACAAGAAGGAGCUCACUGAUAUUGUCUUACGACAUCAUGCACUCAUCAGGUUGGCAAGUGAUGUGGAGAAGAUGUUCAGCCUGGCGCUACUCAUCAACUUCAUGAACAGCUCCAUCAUCAUCUGUUUCUGCGGGUUCUGCUGCGUUUUGAUCGAGAAAUGGAACGAGAUAGCUUACAAGUCGUUCUUGGUGACAGCGUUGUCACAGACCUGGCUACUCUGCUGGUACGGACAGAAGCUCAUUGAUACUAGCCGAAAUCUGGCGCAGGCUCUAUACAACUGUGGCUGGUACAACGGCUCUAAGAGAGUCAAAAGUGCUAUUCUGAUUAUGCUGCACAGGUCGCAGAAGGAGAUCCACGUGACGACAUAUGGUUUCUCUGCCAUAUCACUGGCUAGUUACAGCACGAUCAUAAAAACGGCGUGGUCUUACUUCACACUGUUACUGAACUUCUUCAAAGAUAAGAAUGAUAGUCUCUAGAGCAAGCUUCUUAGCAUCAAAAUGUCGUUCGUAGUAAUAUUAACUUAUCCUUAGAAAUGAUUUAUUAUCUUUACUGAUGAAAAAAUAGAGUAUCAAAAGUGUUCUUUGUUUUCAGAUAUUUAUAGAAAAAUAUUGAUUGCAUUUAUUCUAUUUGAACAUUACUUUAGUAAAUAUUAUAGGAUUGUAGUCUUGUCAUAACCUAACUUUGUCUAUUGAAUCACAAAUAAAACACAGACGUUAGAUUUGCAUCUUAUUUUAUUGAUUUGUCCUCGCAGAAGUAUCUUUUCGCUUAUGUUCGGACUUACAAGGAUUAUUUUUUUUCUUCGGCUACUUACAUUACAUUACAACGUUUUUAUAAAGAAAUCACAAUGUGUAUGCGACCGCCGCCGCCGCCGCGCCGCCGCGCCACUCAUACACUCGCUCAAAGUAAAUUUAAUCAGUCGUUUUUUACACAUAACUCGAAAACAUUUACAAAAACACCGCGCGUUGCUCUAAUAUCACCGGGCCAUGCGGGCCAUGCGGCCAUGCGGCCAUGCGGGCCGGGCAUGCGCGUGCAUGCGGCCAUGUCGUGCGGAGUGUCGCAUGUAGAGCGGCGCGCGAGUUCCGCGCCUGGCGCGGCCCGGCCGGCCGCGACCCCGCCAACUAACAAAACCAAAUCAAAUCUCUGAUUCAACUCUUAGCUAACCUGUAUAAUUACAAAUGCAUAUACAUAAUAACCAUACACUUUUACAUAUGUAUAUAAUUUAUAUAACUUAGGCUACUCCGUUAACGUUACGCUAUAUGUAUAAUAAGGGUUUGACAGUUCCGAGUCGCGUACAGCUUCGUCGAGCUCGGAGGCCGUUCCGGACUUCGCUGCGGCGGACCGAUAUACACAAACUUUACAUAAACGAAACGACACAAUGCUAUUUACAA
Trichoplusia ni (cabbage looper) is the source of this 4350-nucleotide messenger RNA. RefSeq names its product odorant receptor 4-like. The transcript has 12 exons. The record is from RefSeq and is a predicted model, not a curated record. Gene Ontology annotation, biological process: sensory perception of smell; detection of chemical stimulus involved in sensory perception of smell. Bases 2083 to 3438 code for a protein of 451 amino acids. Gene Ontology annotation, molecular function: odorant binding; olfactory receptor activity. Gene Ontology annotation, cellular component: plasma membrane. Lineage: Eukaryota; Metazoa; Arthropoda; Insecta; Lepidoptera; Noctuidae.